Molecule: messenger RNA, 336 nt
Organism: Aspergillus saccharolyticus JOP 1030-1
Lineage: Eukaryota; Fungi; Ascomycota; Eurotiomycetes; Eurotiales; Aspergillaceae
Exons: 1
Coding region: 1-336 (111 amino acids)
Source: RefSeq, a predicted model, not a curated record
AUGUCGAACAAACUCCCCUCCCAACAGCGCAAGAAGAACGCCCGUUCGAUUGCAUCCGAAGACCCCUGGAAGGUCGACACCCCCUUCGGCCCGCCGCGCAUCUCGCACUUCUCCAGCAGUAAGAUCCGCCGCAUUCGCAACACCCUCCAGAAACUGUCGCCCUCCGCCCGCGCCGAGAAGGAGCUCCUCAAGCAAAAGAACCGCUACAAGGUCCCCCUGACCGAGCGCAACGUCGACGCCUUUGUCAAUGAGCAGCUGGUCACCGAUGCUUGUUGUCCGGGCCAACAUUCCCGCGAGUUGCAGAUCUCGGCGUGGUUGGAGCGGUUGUCGUACUGA